This is a messenger RNA of Prionailurus viverrinus (fishing cat), 306 nucleotides long. It is a transcript of the gene APOC2, whose product is annotated as apolipoprotein C2. The transcript is spliced from 3 exons. Gene Ontology annotation, cellular component: very-low-density lipoprotein particle; low-density lipoprotein particle; intermediate-density lipoprotein particle. Gene Ontology annotation, biological process: high-density lipoprotein particle clearance; positive regulation of phospholipid catabolic process; chylomicron remnant clearance. Bases 1 to 306 code for a protein of 101 amino acids. Gene Ontology annotation, molecular function: phospholipase binding; lipid binding; phospholipase activator activity. NCBI's taxonomy places the organism in Eukaryota, Metazoa, Chordata, Mammalia, Carnivora, Felidae. The record is from RefSeq and is a predicted model, not a curated record.
AUGGGCACCCGAUGCCUCCUGGUUCUGCUUCUUGUCCUUCUGGUAUUGAGAGGCGAUGUCCAGGGGGAUGACAUGGCCCGGCAAGAUGAAGCCACGGGCCCCACCCUGCUCUCCCAGAUGCAGGAAUCACUCUACGGCUACUGGGGCUCAGCCAAAGCGGCCGCCCAGGACCUAUACAAGAAGACAUAUCUGACCGCUGUGGAUGAGAAAAUCAGGGACAUGUACAGCACAAGCACAGCAGCCGUGAGAAUUUACACAGGGAUUCUCACUGACCAGAUACUUUCUAUGCUGUCGGGAGACUCCUAG